Molecule: messenger RNA, 1174 nt
Organism: Suillus subalutaceus
Lineage: Eukaryota; Fungi; Basidiomycota; Agaricomycetes; Boletales; Suillaceae
Exons: 8
Coding region: 260-1174 (304 amino acids)
Source: RefSeq, a predicted model, not a curated record
GCCUUAGCCUUCAAGUGCUACAAAGAUGAGUACUACGCGAUGAGCGUAACAUGUUCGUUUAGCCUCUGCGCUUAGUGCAGCCACACAAGCAUCCCAGAUCAUGCCUAACAGCCAUCGACAACAUAGAAAUACACGUGCAGCAUGACCUAAACCCUCAACCCCUCAUCCACGGUUCCCGCCCCCGUCUUCUUCUCCUACUUAUUCUGUCCACCACACAGCCCAUCCUCGAUCCUUGUCAUUUUUCCUUCAUCGCACUAUCAUGCCCGGUAGCUUAAAAGACGCUCCAUACUACCUUCGUAUCUGUUUCCGGAAAAAAUCUCAAAGUCCCUUCCAAGCGCAUUCACGUAAGGCACCUACAUAUCCAUCAGUCUCGACUCGAGCAGGCGCUGGAAAUCAGUCAUCGGAAUCUUAUCAUCCGCCGAAUCUAGUGUGGGCGGAUACUGUGUUCUUGUACAAGUUCAAGGAGUUUUACGGACACAAUUCGAGAUCAUUGGAUGCGUCACCUGUAUUAUCACUGGAGAUCAAGGCUUCUUUCGAGCUCGAUCGGAUGUUGGACAAUGGAGAAGUUGUUGGAAAAUAUCAUGGGAUGCGCUGCUCGAUCAUGGAAAUGAGCCUUUCGAUGAUGAAGACACGCGUGACUUCUUCUUUCGCUGCAAUCGGACAAAGUUCGCCGAGCACGAGACAAAACAAGACAUUCUUGGUUCACGACAGCGAGCUUGAGCUCGUCCCUGCGACGGUCAACACAAUCACUCUGGCGACGACGCCACACGAGCAGGAUCGCGAGCAGCCUUACUAUUCACAUUUCGCUAUGAAAGAUGAACCUCUCACGCUGCUCGAUAUCAUGGAGAAUGACACUCCGCAGGCUGAGUUCGCAUUCCUGUCCGCGUGUCAUACCGUUGUUGGCGAUGAGAAGUCACCCGAUCAAGUCAUUCACCUCGCAGUUGGACUCCAGUUUUCGGGAUUCAAAGUGUCAUUGAAACUCUCUUUUUACGAGAAUACGCUCAAGGAUUUGGAGGAUGGUGUCAUGUACUACACGAAGGCGGCCUGGGCACUCAACCGUGUUACGUGCGCCGUCAAGACGAAAGUGCUGCUCGAGCAACGGAUGGUUUUCAUUUAUGUUGGCUUUCGAUUUAUUGAUUUUCUCUCUUUCAUCCCAUCGGUGUACCUGUCAUAG